ACAUUUAGCUGCACUCUGACCAACGUGAGACCAACCUGAACUGCAUCUCAGACUGGUGCUCGCAGAAUAAACACAAACCUCACAGCUGUGAUUUCCGGGGAACAGCGGAAGUUUCAAGUGUCUGCAGAAAUCCAACCGUGCGGGAGCAACAGUCACAUCCAAGAUGGAGACGCUAAAUGCGGGACAUAUGAUGAGCUUAGCAGCUCUACAGAGACAAGACCCGUACAUCAACACACUGCUCGAUGUCACCGGCCAGGUGGCUCUCUACAACUUCAACUCCAAGACGAACGAAUGGGAGAAGACCGAAAUCGAGGGCACCCUGUUUGUUUAUACCAGGACUGCCUCCCCUCACCAUGGCUUCACCAUCAUGAACCGACUGAGCACAGAGAACCUGGUGGAGCCGAUCAACAAAGACCUGGAGUUCCAGCUGCAGGAUCCCUUCCUGCUCUAUAGGAACGGCAACUUGGGUAUCUACAGUAUUUGGUUCUAUGACAAGAGGGACUGUCAACGUAUCGCUCAACUGAUGGUCAAGAUUGUAAAACAAGAGGCAGAGCAUGUCCAGAGAGAGUCACCAGAGAGGGCAGAGCCAAGGAGGACCAAUGGCGUUGCAGAACCAAGGCCCAUCGAUAUCCUGGAACUGCUCAGCAAAGCCAAGGAAGAAUACCAGAGAGGUCGUGCAUACGAAACAGAUGGGCCUACAGAGCCACACCUGAAAGCAGCUAUCAACCCUACAGAACAUCCCCACAGCACAUCACAACCUCAAAAGAGCUCUCACACAAUAGUGAAGCAGAUCACAGUUGAGGAGCUCUUUGGCUCGUCCCUCCCCAAGGACCCCUCACUCCCCGCCAUGCCUGCACAGAACACCACCAAUGCUUCCGGUGACCCCUCUACUGCCUACAUCCAGAAGCCCGGGUCCAACCAGCGACACCAAGUCCCCGGCCUGCUCCCAGCUCCAUAUGCACUUCAUCCCAGCCCUGUUUUCCAGUCAGUAGUCCCCAUGUCAGACCCCCAGCCUCUGUGCUCAGUUUCACCUCUCAUGGUGCCUCCAGCUGGCUCAGAGCAGCGGACUGCUCCCCCUGGCCCUGCUGCAGCAUCACCAUCAGCCUCUGGAGCUUUUUUGGGGCAGGAAAUAUUAAGCACCCUCAAAUCGGCAGUGCCAUCCAUGAAUUCAGACAUCCACAAACCCAUCCUCGCACCCAGCUUUCUGCCAAGCACACUGGUUCCACCCCACAGCUUCCACGAGCCCAUGGGGAAACCCAUUAUCCAGCACAGCAAAGAGAUGGAUGUCUUCACUCAACCUCCAAACCUGAUCAAACCCAUGUCUGCUGUCCCCAUGAGUCCAGGUCUUGCUGUUCAAGGACCUGAGAUUUCGGUGCUUCUCUCCCCCAGCGCCUUCCAGCAGUCCGUCAGUAAGAUGACAACAACAGCAGCAGCAUCGGUGGUCCUCCAUGCCCCCUCUGAGCCCCCCUCCACCACCACAGGAGCUGUAGAGCCUCCGCCAGCUCCCUGCAGCAAAACACAGCUACAGGAGACUCUGAUACACCUCAUCAAGAAUGAUGCAGACUUCCUUAGCACCAUUCACGAUGCUUAUCUGCAGACUCUGUCCAAGGACUUCAGCAACAUGAAGCUAUAGUCCUACUUCAUCCGCCCACCUCUGUUACUUUUAGUGCCACGACCCCUUUGUGACAUGUGAGACAGCCAGAAGUUAAUGUGAGUUGAAGAAGUGCAGCGAACAGGGUUUUGUCACUCUGUACAUCACGACUCUGCAAAACAUGUCUGUGUUCUGAGGGUUAUUAUAGCAUGCGCCUAACUGUUUAAUCCUGUUUGAGUCUUUUACUGAACACUGAUGCUGCCCUGGCGACUAUGUCAACAUGGAACGACUUUUGUCUGCGUACGUCGAGCCAGAACUAUUGUGGGAGAAAGGGAUGAGAUAAAACCUCCCACUGUGGCCUGGGGUUUUCUUUUUAUACUUAAGAAAUGUGAUGAAACUUUGGGCCACGUGCUGGUAAAGUUUAGCUGUUGCUGAUGUGAGAGGGGACAACAGAGGAGCUUUCGGUGGCCUUGAGCUAUUUGACAUUUGUACUUUGAGCAGAUGAUUUUGCAGCUCAGAACCACUGACACUGCUUUUCUCGCAGUGCGAGAGUAUAUGAACGCUUAUAAAACACCUAAGCUUUGACUACUUGAGAGAAAGACGUCUGUGUUUGGGACCUCAGAACUGUUUGGGGAAUCCUUGUAGACAAACUGUCCACAUAGUGGCUUGAAAAAGGACUGUCCAUUAGUCUCUUAAUAAGGAGGAGAUGAUUGAUCUUUUCAGCCCUUGUUCAGGGAAGAUAAAGAAGUUCCUUGCGUGUUUGGAGCAGCACUUGCAGCUAAACAAUCUAAGAAUUCAUUCCUCUCAGCUGUUUCUUUUCUGUUACAUCAAAGACUUUGACAUGUUCACAAAGACAGAUUAAUGCGUUAACUCGCUUCUUUGCUACAUUUCCUUUCUCCACAUUUCUUCUUAUCCUUCAUCUUUCUUUUAGUUUAUUCUCUGCCUGUGUGGCUCCGCCUCCAGCUGAGCUCCAAGUACUUUCUGUUGUUGAGGAAGAAUGUGCAAUAGACCACUGUCGCGAUGCCUUUAGGGACUCCAGCAUUAUGGGAGAUUUGACGAUGGGACCUUGAGCUAAGUUUAUCUGAACACAAAACGUUCUGCAAGAGAUGCAUAAUUUAAGUAUUACAAAAAAAAGCUAAAUAGCUAUUAAUUUUUGCUUCUUGUUUACAUUCACCCCUUUAAUGUUAAAUUGCUUAAAAAUAUAGGGGACAGUUGUGUUUUUGAUAGCACCAGUCUGUUUCAAAUAUACUAGUAGUCCAAAUUAAUAAUGAAAAAUACAAACUACCUCCAUUCGUGCUACCACUUUUAUUUUUCCAAGCCACAAUUGCAUCUUAAGUCAGAGUGACUGAAACACAAAACACAUUUGCAGUAAAAUGCUACUGCAGCACAGAACAGGAAGAAGUAGAUCUGUCUUCUCAUCAUGUGCAACAGUGAGUGGGAAUGAAAGGUGAUUUCAAACUAAAAAUCAGCUUUCAAUAAUUUUAAAUGUUUCUUAGCGCGUGUGCAUUUCUAAACACAUACAACAAGUUUUAUUGGUCCAGUUGUCACAAUAUGUUCAGCACAAAAAAGAUCAGACCAUGAAAACAGUCUGAAAAUGAUGUAUACGCACGAAGAUUUAAGUUAUAAAGCUUUCUAACAAGUGGUACAGUGAUAUCAGCAGUUGGUUCAAUAGUACAGACAAGUAAACCAUCAGUAUGCAAAUCAUUCCAGGUAGAAACUGUGUAUUUUUGUUUAGUUGUGUUAACAACAAGGUGCAGAAAUUGUUUCUUUUAGUUUCAUGUCAAAAAAUCCUUAAAAAUCGUGUAUUUGGAAAAUGUUUUUCCCCAUUUAAAAUUGGAAAUAUCUGAACGAGUGAUAUGAGUUUCAUCUUGUUUGUUACACAAUGACUUUGUAUCUGGUCCUGCUAUUUGAAUGUAUUUAAAGUUUAUAUGUGCCAGUCUUGUUUUCCUCUGAGCUCGGAUCAACAUUUUUUCACUUCAGACUUGUUUAACCUUGAUUUUCUUAAUCCCUUUAUUUUGAUAUUUUUAAAUUUAGGAAGCAAAAGAGGAUAUGUCCGCAGCUGGAGAGUUAAUCAAACAAUUUGUACACUUCAGUGCAUUGUUAUCAUUUCAGAGGUGAUUGUGGCCAACACGGGCCUGUGUUGGUUAAAUAAACGCACACCGGAAGAUUGAUUUGAAAUGGACAGAUUUUUUAAAUCCCGCUCACAUAUUUAAGAUUUUAAUGUUAUUUUACAUUGAAAUAAUUUAUCUUAAUUGAUUGAGCCGAGGUAUGAUUUUGGAAAAGUCUUUGCAAAAUACAUUUUCUCAUUUCCUGAGAUUGUUGUCACUGUGCAAAAUUUGGUUUAUUAUGAUUAUUUUGUGAUAUUAAAGAUUUGAAAAUGGA
Molecule: messenger RNA, 3973 nt
Organism: Paralichthys olivaceus (Japanese flounder)
Lineage: Eukaryota; Metazoa; Chordata; Actinopteri; Pleuronectiformes; Paralichthyidae
Gene: dcp1a
Product: decapping mRNA 1A
Biological process (GO): positive regulation of catalytic activity; deadenylation-dependent decapping of nuclear-transcribed mRNA; deadenylation-independent decapping of nuclear-transcribed mRNA
Cellular component (GO): P-body
Molecular function (GO): enzyme activator activity; mRNA binding
Source: RefSeq, a predicted model, not a curated record